Iphiclides podalirius (scarce swallowtail) is the source of this 1650-nucleotide messenger RNA. Lineage: Eukaryota; Metazoa; Arthropoda; Insecta; Lepidoptera; Papilionidae. The record is from the annotation of a GenBank genome assembly.
AUGACGUUGGAAGAAUUAUCCACUGAAGAUUCAAAAUUAGGAAUUGCAGUGUUUGACGAAGACAAUUCUACAGAAAUAGUAAUGGAAGGUACGCAAGAUGAAGAUAAUGUCACCGAAUUCAAGACGGAAAGUAAUGAAAUAGAAAUAAAGAACAACUUCAUGGGGCAUAAAUUACGAAAUAUUAGUCCUGGACAAGAAGGUGUCUUCAAUCAGGAAGCUCAAGCAACCAUAGCAAUAAACCAUUAUUUCCACGCGCUUAAUGAAUGGACCAACAAACAAUAUCUAGAAAUCAUACUAAAUCAAAAUGGAAGAAUGAAUGUUAUUGCAUUACCUGAUUCUGACAGAGAUUGGGAGCCGUAUGUUUUUAUGGAACUAUCUCACUCCAUAAAACAGAGACAACUUGGGCUGACUAAGAUAGCAGAGGCCAUGGCGAGGCAAUGGUUUGGUUACGUUAUAUAUCCUGAGAACUGGCGGCAUCAGUGGGUCAUCAGUGGCAUCGCAACUUAUGCUGCCUACGAUAUCUUACAAGAUUUUUUGAACUACAAAGGCUAUUAUCGCGUGAACUACGACGCCGAUUUAUGGGAAAGGAUAGUUGAAGCGCUCAUCGAUCCUGAACGCAGGGAAGAAAUACAUCCAUUAAACCGUGCUACCUUAGUGGAUGAUGCUUUAAAUUUAGCCCGAGCCAGCAAACUUGAUUAUGGCAUAGCGUUUCAAGUUGUGCUUACUAUGGAACAUGAAACGGAGUAUGCAGUUUGGAAGGCUUUUGUAAGAAAUAUGAACUUUUUGAGGAAACGUCUUGUGGCCCUCGUUGAGGAAAAUGAAGACUUAGAUCCAGAUAUUUAUCUGCGAAUGGUCAGAAGAUCAAUAGAAACUUUUGAAGAUGAGAUCGGAUUUUAUCCGGAACUGAACGCCAUCGAACCCGUGAUGGUGUCUCUAUGUAGAGGCUUAGUAAUGGAUCACGCUUGCAGAGCUAAUUACGAUCCGUGCAUUGCUGCAGCUGUCGACUGGUUCUACGAUCCUAACGACAAUGACGUAGUAAAUCCAAACAUACCCCGAGACAUACGGCCUGCAGUUUAUUGCACAAUGGUUAGAGAAGGAGAUGACGACGUCAUAUCAGCCUUAUAUGAUCGAUUGGAAAUAGAAGCAUCUCAUUACGAACGUGUUGUAAUCUUGGAAUCACUGGCUUGCUCACAAGAUGACGGCUUUAUAAGAACGUUUUUGGAAGAAACAAUUGCAGCGAAUAGCCCAUAUGGCGUAGAAGAAAACGUUAGAAUUUUUAAAGCGAUUGCAGAAAGCAGUAGCGCUAAUGCAAGAUUAGCACUGAACUUCAUAUCUUUGCGAACAAAUGAAAUAAGAAACAUGUACGGUGGCCCUGAGAAACUGGAAGAGAUAAUAUUUACACUAGCUGAUAACAUGGCAAAUGCAAACCUAGCUACAGAUUUCAUCAACUGGGUUGAAUCGAGAAAUAACAAUCUAGGUGAUUCUGAAGAAGCUGCAGAAAGAGCGGCUGAGCUAGUUAAAGAGAAUCUAAAUUGGGAUUCUACUCAUAUGGAUUACGUGUACGAAUGGAUAGAUGAGAAUGACGGAACAACUAUAUUUGUGUCUGCAUUUUUAAUAACUCUUUCGUUAUUCGUUGCUUUAUUUAAUCAC